AUGAAUCACUGCGACGGGAUGACAUGCGCUUUCUUGCUUGCCAUCGCCCACAGCACGUUGAACUUGCCCGAGGGCGAUGUCUCUGUCGCCGGCGCCACUCCUUCUCGCCUCGGGGACCUCUACACCGCCAACCACCCGCAGCACGCCCCUUACCCAAACCAAAACCUUAGGGCGAAGAUAUGCGAAUACCAAAGUCCUAAAGACACGUUCCUACAUGGCGCGCCUACAAUGAUUGUUCAUUAUAGCAAGGCCGUGUCUAACAGUAGGCGGGAAAACAGGGGUUGGUUGGCUUUGACUCUUGCCCGCCUACAACGUCACUUUGCUAGCUUGACGGCGGACGUCAAUUUGAGUGUGACAUGGCUUGCACAGCUACAUCUGCGUGGCGGUGAUUAG
Molecule: messenger RNA, 393 nt
Organism: Colletotrichum truncatum
Lineage: Eukaryota; Fungi; Ascomycota; Sordariomycetes; Glomerellales; Glomerellaceae
Source: RefSeq, a predicted model, not a curated record